This is a messenger RNA of Eriocheir sinensis (Chinese mitten crab), 1564 nucleotides long. Its product is annotated as beta-1,4-glucuronyltransferase 1-like. Lineage: Eukaryota; Metazoa; Arthropoda; Malacostraca; Decapoda; Varunidae. Gene Ontology annotation, molecular function: glucuronosyltransferase activity. Bases 147 to 1376 code for a protein of 409 amino acids. The record is from RefSeq and is a predicted model, not a curated record. The transcript has 7 exons.
UGCAUUGCCAUUGGUUGAACGAAAUAUAUCAACAACACACUAAGCCGUCUGUCAGCGGGAGUGUGAAACAGCGUUAAGGGCGUUAGUGCAUCUGGGCAUACCGCUGUGCUCCGUGCAGACGCUCUCCCUUCCUCUGCUUAACUACGAUGGCGUAUAGACAGCGAUCCUUCUUGGUGUUGAACGUGGUGGUGGUGGUGGUGAACUUGUACCUGGGACUAGUGAUGAACCUGACAGUGCUCAGCACUCAAAGCAACACCUCACUACCAUUCAAAAGAAACCUGCACCGUGACAACCUGACCCCGAUGAAGUUGGAGGCCGUGGUCCCAGCAGCCCUUGGCCUCGGGGACGCCAGCGGAAACUUUACGUCACAUGCCUUUGUCUGGGCUGCACAGGAGUGGGUCAACGUGACAGUGGGCGCUGAGGUGUGUCUCGCCACCCACUCCUCCGCGGACCAGCUGCAUUGGAUCGCCCAGCACACACUCCGCUGGUCUGGGCCUAUAUCGGUAGCCAUUUUCGUUUCAGGGAAAGAGUAUGCCGUGGCGGCUAGCAUGGUGGAAUACUUAAGACGGUGUGUGGAUGGAGUGGAGCAGCGUGUAUCCUUCCACUUAAUCCACCCUUUGUCACGACCACCGAAGCCAUCAACGGCAUUCCCGCCAUUCGUGUCAUGCGGUACGCCCCUAAAGGCAAACAAACAACUGGUGGCAGCGCUGGGACACGAAGAAAUUCCAUAUCCGCUCUACCCACAGAACUUAUUGCGGAACCUCGCCCGCCGCGCAUGCCACACACCUCACUCUCUCAGCGUGGACAUGGACAUGAUCCCAUCCCCACACAUGUUCCCACGACUGUCUCGCUUCCUCCACGAUCGUCCUGUGUGUGGGAGGUGUGCCUAUGUGGUUCCGGUGUAUGAGGUGCACAGAAACGUGACCUCCACGCCAUCAGACAAGAUGGACUUGCUGAGGCUUUUAGCACGGGGGCAAGCCAGGAGGUACCAUGUAAAGAUAUACAAGCAGAACCAGGGGAACACACACAUGGAAAAAUGGGAGGUGGAGAGGCCGGGUUACCUGCCCCCUCCUGUGGCAUACGAUAUCCUCUACAACAUCACCAGCUACCAGGAGUUUUGGGAGCCUCUUAUGGUGCUUCCUCGCGGCGCCCCGUACUUUGAUGAGCGCUUUGUGGGCUAUGGAUUCACAAGGAACAGUCAGGUGUAUGAGCUUCACUUGAGAGGUUUCCGGUUCUCUGUAUUGGACGAGGCUUUCCUAACUCACAGCGGCUUCCAGACUGCGGCCUACCCCAGCUGGCGCUACGCUCAGAUCGCGGGCAACUAUAAACGAUAUCUAAUGUUCAAGAAGGAGUUGCAUGCGAGCCUCGGAAAAUAACCACCGCAACGCAGCGUGUCAACAGUCGACAAUUCAUUUUGUCCCAUACACAGGCUCUUAAAAUAAUUGUACCAAAAAAGUGUAAUUCUGAGCCUCCUUUUUGUAAAAAUAUGUUUAAAUAAAAAAGAGAGAUUUCUUUGGUUCUUGUCAAAUAAUUAUAUCUUCAUGAAUAAAACUUGUUGAAAAAC